This is a messenger RNA of Owenia fusiformis, 2122 nucleotides long. Lineage: Eukaryota; Metazoa; Annelida; Polychaeta; Sabellida; Oweniidae. The record is from the annotation of a GenBank genome assembly.
UAUGUACCUAUGUUUUCGUUUGUUCUUGUGCUUCAGAUUUCUUAACUAAAUUGACAUUGUUAUACCGAUAUCAAAACAUUUUUAUAAGAAUUCAAUUAGGGGUCGGAGUUAGAUUACACCACUGAAUGUUGUGAAACGAACUAUAUUUUAGUGCGUAAAGAAAGCAGAACAUUGAGAAAACAAAAAUCAGCUGUUUCUACAGAUUUUUUUCACAAAAUAAAGAAAUUUACGACCAGAAUCAGUUAGAAAAUCAAAAGAUGAGUAACGACACCUUUUCCCUCCCGCUGUCCCCUGGUACUCAAAAUGGAAGCCAAGAAAGCAGUGCAUGCUCUACCCCUGUACACUACCCUGCAAUGUUGGAUAUGAACAGUCCUGCAUACGGCGAUCAUCGUCGUGGAAGCAAGAAACGAGAGGCACCACAUAGAUACAGACCCUAUAUAACACGUGUCAUCAGAUAACAGCAGUAUCUGCAAUGCAUGCUAUUGAAUUUUUCAACAAGCACUUUGGAUGCUUCUGAUGUAGUGUUUGUCAAUAGGAGUCUUCAUUUGGACAAAAUCAAGUUCUUUGGCUUUGAUAUGGACUACACCUUAGCAGUGUACAAGUCACCAGAUUAUGAAGCACUGGGGUUCAGCCUUAUUGUAGACAGACUGAUAUCAAUUGGUUACCCAGAUGUUAUCAAAGAUUUUGAAUAUGAUCCAACAUUUCCAGUUAGAGGUCUCUGGUUUGAUAAUCUCUAUGGUAACCUACUUAAAGUUGAUGCCUUUGGCAACAUCCUUGUCUGCUGUAGGGGCUUUCAUUACCUCAAACCGAAUGAGGUGAGAGAACUCUAUCCCAACAAGUUCCUUCAACUAGAUGACAGUAGAAUCUAUGUGCUCAACACAUUGUUCAACCUACCAGAGACUUACUUACUGGCCUGCCUGAUUGAUUACUUUACCAAUAGUGAAGAAUACACAACCAUAGACAAGGGAGUGAAGGGAGGUGAUAUCUUCAUGUCAUACAAGUCAAUAUUCCAGGACGUCAGAGCAGCAGUUGACUGGGUCCACAUAAAGGGGUCCCUGAAGCAGAAGACAGUUGAAGAAAAGGAGAAAUAUGUGGUAAAAGAUGACAGGUUACCUGUCAUUCUGAACAGAAUGAGGGACAGUGGAGCAAAGACCUUCCUACUUACAAACAGUGACUAUGGAUACACAAAUAAAAUUAUGGAAUACCUACUUACAGGGGUUGAGUGCAAAAAGCCUGGUGAUCCAGAAAGAGAGUGGACAUCAUACUUUGACUUUAUCCUUGUUGAUGCUAAGAAACCAUUGUUCUUUGGAGAGGGCACCAUUCUUAGGCAGGUGGACAGGAAAACUGGUGGCUGUAGCAUAGGAACACAUAUGGGGCCUCUAAGGCAAGGACAGGUCUACUCCGGAGGGUCAUGUGAUGUAAUGUCUGAUCUCAUUGGUGCUGCUGGUAAAGAUGUGCUGUACAUAGGAGACCACAUCUUUGGUGAUAUUCUUAAGUCGAAGAAGAAGCAAGGAUGGAGGACAUUUCUAGUAGUACCAGAAUUGGCACAUGAACUACAUGUGUGGACCGAUAAACAUUCCAUAUUUAAGAAGUUGAAUGAUCUUGAUGAUAAGCUCUCUAAAACAUACAGAAACCUGGACAGUAGCACAUCAGAAAGACCAGACAUUCGUAAUAUUCAAGCUGCAAUAAGGGAGGUAACCCAUGAGAUGGAUAUGGCAUAUGGCAUGCUGGGAAGCCUUUUCAGAAGUGGAUCUCGUCAAACCUUCUUCGCCAGUCAAGUAGCUCGCUAUGCAGAUCUGUAUGCCGCCUCAUUCCUCAACCUGCUUUUCUAUCCAUUCAGUUACAUGUUCCGUGCCUUUCCAAUGCUGAUGCCCCAUGAAUCAUCUGUUCAACACACAGAUGCUAACUUGACGAUCAGUGAGUCCCCCAUGGCUCCAAGAUCAAGGUCCAUCCCUGUAUCUCCCAAUACAACCGAGCCAGAUAAUAAACGCAUCAAAGUGAUGAUCAGAAGCCAAAGCCUGGUGCCGAAUCUCCGAGCUGACACCCCGAAAAAGAUAACCCAUCAUCACGAUGAAGAUGACUCAGACGAAGAAAGUACAGGAAGUGAUAAGUCCACAUAGGU